AUGAUACUCAACGUCUUCAUUCUGGCCCUGCUGGCACAAUGUGAUCUCGCCAGCGCAUUCUCCCUGCCCCCGUUCCUGGAGAAGCUCUUCAGCCGGGAUCACGACACAGGGCCGAUCGUUAGUCGCCGCUUCAGCGAGUAUCAGCUACCCGUGGCGGCCGAGACGCACGAAUUCGCGCGCGUGCCCGAUACCGACUUCCUCGUCCUCUCGCAAAUGUCAAACAGCCGACUGGUUAAGAUCCAGCUGGAUUCCGUUACCGAGGAGCCCAUAGGCCACCACUCGUUCCCCAUGGGCUCCAACGACAGGGCUGGGCUCCACGGUAUUUGGCCUUCAGAUGAGGAGCCAGGGAUGAUCUGGAUUUCGCUGCAGUCGGAGAACAGACUGCAGCUCAUCGACCCUGGACGUGGAAGCCUUGACGAGGCGCCAACCGUCAUCAGGACCAUUGACGUGCCGGAGCCUGGCAACGGCCCGCACUCCAUCUUCGAGAUUAAUGGGCGUGUCUGGGCCGGACUCAAGGUCGCCUCCGAGCAGACGGGUGAAUACUUUGUCUUCUCGGUCAACGUCGACGGUACCGACCCCAUCCUGUACCCAUGCCUCAACAGCCCUGUCUUCAUCAAAGAAGACCCGUCCACUGGCCUCAUCUACGUCACCCAGGAUGCUGAAUCUUCCAUCAUGCGCCUCAACAUCACGAGUGGCGAGACGGAGCAGCUGCCAAUCCCUACCAGCGUCGGCAACACCCCGGUCGGCAUGACCACCAUCACAUCCGGCCCGCUGAGCGGCGUCUGGUUCAGUCUGGCUGGCAACUCCACCGGCGGCACGGGGACCUUUGGCCGUGUCGUCCCCUCGACGGGAGAGCUGGAGUUCUUCCAGCUCACCAGGCCAGCCGCGCUUGGCUUCAACGCGGGACUGUUGCACAUUGCCGACGCCACGACCGAGGCCGCGGGCCCGGGGCUGUGGCUGCUGUCGACCACGCUCUUGAGCAGCAGCUCCGGAGACGCAUUGAUCCGCGUGGGGCUCAACGACGCCGUCACGGCCAUCACCGGCGAGGAGUACAUCGCUCUACCCACGCAGGACGCGUGGGCACACCGCGUCGUCGUCCUCAACUCGACCGUCAUGGUCUCGGAGCUCCGCACCUACACGCUCGCCCAGCUCGUGUACGAGAAUGAGGCUCCAGGAAUGUGGGCACCUACUGCAGCCCGUUAG
This is a messenger RNA of Pyricularia grisea, 1203 nucleotides long. RefSeq lists its product as uncharacterized. The transcript has a single exon. Gene Ontology annotation, molecular function: protein binding. The record is from RefSeq and is a predicted model, not a curated record. The coding region runs from base 1 to 1203 and encodes 400 amino acids. NCBI's taxonomy places the organism in Eukaryota, Fungi, Ascomycota, Sordariomycetes, Magnaporthales, Pyriculariaceae.